This is a messenger RNA of Mytilinidion resinicola, 1118 nucleotides long. RefSeq names its product NAD(P)-binding protein. Bases 179 to 1087 code for a protein of 302 amino acids. NCBI's taxonomy places the organism in Eukaryota, Fungi, Ascomycota, Dothideomycetes, Mytilinidiales, Mytilinidiaceae. The record is from RefSeq and is a predicted model, not a curated record. The transcript is spliced from 2 exons.
AUCAUGCUCGCUAAACUAGACCUGCACGAAUACGCGGAUUGCUCAGGAUUGCGGGAUGGAUGAUAAAAAGCUAGGAGCACCCGCGUAAAUUUAAAUUCCAUGUCCUGCUGUUCCAAUUCGAAGGCUACUCUUGCUUAAGCCUCUUGGAUCCUCUGCAUUGAUUUUCGACGCGGCAAUUAUGGGAGGCAUUACUUUUGAUCCAGCGAAGGAUGUGCCCGAUCUUGCCGGGAAGGUGAUAUUCAUCACUGGAGGCACCUCAGGCCUAGGCAAAGAAUCCAUCCUCCAAAUCGCGCCCCACAACCCAACCCACAUCUACUUCACCGGCCGCAACGCCUCCUCCGCAACCUCUACAAUCGAGCGCGUCAAGACCCUCGCCCCAAACACCGGCAUAACCUUCAUCUCCAUGGACCAGUCCUCGCUCGCAUCCAUCAAAGCCGCCGUCACCGCCAACUUCACCCACGAACGCCUCGACGUGCUCCUCUGCAACGCCGGCAUCAUGAACCGGCCGCCCGCGCAAACCACUGACGGCUACGAGCUGCAGCUCGGCACCAACCACAUGGGCCACGCGCUGCUCAUCAAGCUGCUGCUCCCAACGCUGCUCAAGACCGCCGAGCUCCCCGGCGGCGACACCCGCAUCAUCAUCCUCACCUCCCAAGGCAUGAAGAUGGGCAGCAUCGACUUCAAGACCCUCAAAACACCGCAAAACCGCUGGGUACCCGGCGCCCAGAUGCUACGCUAUGGACAGUCGAAGCUCGCAAACCUACUGUAUGCGAAGCAGCUCUCGAUCCUGUAUCCGCAGCUCACGUGCUUGUCGAUCCACCCAGGCGUGGUGAAGACCGAGUUGGUGGCUGAGCAGAGCUUCUUGCACAAGGUCAUUAUUUAUGGGAGUCAGGUAGGAAAGUUGUUGGAGCCGGAGCAGGGCGCGUACAAUCAGGUGUGGGCUUCUGUGGGCGAUGUCAAGGGCGUGGCGAAUGGGGAGUAUUAUGAGCCGGUUGGGAGGGGCGGGUUGGAUGGGGGGAGGGCUGCGAAUGUGAAGUUAGCGAAGGAGUUGUGGGAUUGGACGCAGAAGGAGUUGGAGGCUUGGUAGGGUGUGCGUCGUUUGGUGGCUGCUUGAGUGG